AGAGGGGAUUAGUGUAGUGGAUGAUGGCAUUUGAUUUGAUACCACCCGCUUUCACUUGCCUUUGCUAAUCAGCCAUGGCACCACUAAAGUAAGCAGGUCCCAGGAAACGAUGAUUCGAUGGGAACGAAUAAAUUAGAGCAGCACGCAAGCCUGUAGCAACUAGCAGCAAGGGGGGUUCAUUUAUUUACAUAUAUAGCCCUGCUUCUGGCCUCUUCCCUCGGCUCUGUUAUUGGUUCUUGCGAGGGGCGGAGAAACGAAAGCAGGGAGCAAAGAGGAGAUCAGUCCUUCAAUCAGAGAGAUAGGAGGACAAACAAGGGCGUGAUGGCGUCAAAGAGGAUACAGAAGGAGCUCAAGGAUCUGCAGAAGGAUCCCCCUACCUCGUGCAGUGCAGGUCCUGUGGGUGAAGAUAUGUUCCAUUGGCAGGCAACAAUAAUGGGUCCUUCUGACAGCCCAUAUGCUGGUGGAGUUUUCCUUGUUACUAUCCACUUCCCUCCUGAUUAUCCUUUCAAACCACCAAAGGUGGCAUUCCGUACCAAGGUAUUCCAUCCAAAUGUCAAUAGCAACGGGAGCAUUUGCCUUGACAUCUUGAAGGACCAAUGGAGCCCUGCGCUAACUAUUUCCAAGGUGUUGCUAUCCAUCUGCUCCCUGCUGACUGACCCCAACCCUGACGAUCCUCUGGUUCCUGAGAUCGCCCACAUGUACAAGACGGACCGGCACAAGUAUGAAAGUACCGCGAGGACCUGGACUCAAAGGUAUGCCAUGUAAGAUAGGCGGAUCACCGGAGUCCGUUGUUGUAACAGUGUCAGUAUUAACAGACAGUGUCUCGACUCUGCGCGUGUGUGUGUGUGUGUGUGUGGCUGUGUGGUGUAUUUCGAUCAAAUCACUUCUGUGGUGCUCUGUGGACUGGUGUUGCUGAAUCAAUUGUGUCACUUGGCGCAAUGGCUUUGAACGUCAAACCCGGCGCUGGAUAUUUUUGGAUUCAGAUAAUAUUGCUGUGUUUGCAACGUAGUGGUUCCUUGAACCUUUGUUAGAAACUUUUCAUAAU
Messenger RNA from Brachypodium distachyon (stiff brome), 1045 nucleotides. Its product is annotated as ubiquitin-conjugating enzyme E2 5A. Lineage: Eukaryota; Viridiplantae; Streptophyta; Magnoliopsida; Poales; Poaceae. Gene Ontology annotation, cellular component: nucleus. Bases 322 to 765 code for a protein of 147 amino acids. Gene Ontology annotation, molecular function: ubiquitin conjugating enzyme activity. Gene Ontology annotation, biological process: protein polyubiquitination. The transcript has 5 exons. The record is from RefSeq and is a predicted model, not a curated record.